GCCGCAACAAGCCAUGGUGCCUUGCCCUGAACCGCCGUGUGUUCUCUGUUCCUUGGGAUGUUUCGCGCGGAGAGAUCAAUUGAACUCCAAGAGAUGUGACUGCUCACAAAACACGACGUUGGUGAUAUCUACCGUACUUGUUCGAUAUGUUCUCGAGGAAUAGUUCCCGAGCGGUACGCCAGCAAUGGCGCCUGUAUAGAGGACUCGGAGGAGUAACUCGACCUGCAACAACAGUCCGCGCAUCCCGCUCUCCUCUCUCUCUGACUUCUCCGGUCUCUCCGCAUUCUUCACUUCCGACAUCAAUAUCCCGGGCAUUCCAUGCAUCGAGGCCACUCCUCGCGAUCAAGCCAGUAUUGCUCGCCGACAUUGGAGAAGGUAUCGUCGAAUGCGAGAUCAUCCAAUGGUUCGUCGAGCCGGGGGCGCGCGUCGAGGAGUUCUCGCCGCUGUGCGAAGUCCAGAGCGACAAGGCUUCGGUUGAGAUCACCAGCCGUUUUGCGGGCGUUGUUAAGAAACUACAUUAUGAUGCUGGCGAGAUGGCCAAGGUUGGCAAGCCAUUUGUGGACAUCGACAUCGAGGGGGAUGUAAAGGGGGAAGACCUCGGGGCAAUGGUGCCGCCCGAGACUCCCCAGAAAGAGGCGGAAACAAAGCCCACUCAGGCACCGAUCCGCUCUCCAGCUGAGGAGACGGCAGGAGCCCAGGUCGCCGUGUUGGCCGAGCAGGAGACGGAGAGUGUACCCAAAGUCAAGGGGAAGCAUGCCGCUCUCGCGACGCCCGCGGUAAGGCACCUAUCCAAGGAGAUGAAGGUGGACAUUUCAGAGAUAGACGGCACGGGCAGGGAUGGCCGCGUGCUCAAAGAGGACAUUUACAAGUUCGUCGAGGGGAGGAACGCGGCACCCCCUCAAGCACCCUCUACACAACCUACCCCGACCGCGCCCGCGACCGGGUCCUUCACAUCACCAGACGCCUCCACCGCCGGGCCGCAGCAAGAAACACCGGUGGCGCUCACGAGGACGCAAGAGAUGAUGUUCAAGACCAUGACGCGCUCCCUCAGCAUCCCCCACUUCCUCUACGCCGACGAGGUCGACUUCACCUCGCUGGUCGAGCUCCGCGGGCGCCUGAACCGGGUCCUCGCCAAGUCUGGCCUGAGCGACAGCCAGGUCGGCAAGCUCUCCUACCUCCCCUUCAUCAUCAAAGCGGUAUCCAUGGCGCUCUACAAAUACCCAACCCUCAACGCGCGCGUCGACGCCGACAGCGCCAGCGCCAGCGCCAGCGGCAAGCCCAGCCUCGUACUGCGCAGCCAGCACAACAUCGGCGUAGCGAUGGACACACCGUCAGGCCUGCUCGUGCCCGUGGUCAAGAACGUGGGCGGGCUCAACAUCCUGGGCAUCGCGGCGGAGCUGGCGCGGCUGCAGGGGCUGGCGGUGGCGGGCCGGCUGGCGCCGCCCGACAUGGCCGGCGGCACCAUCACCGUCAGCAACAUCGGCAGCAUCGGCGGCACCUACCUGUCGCCCGUCGUCGUCGAGCGCGAGGUCGCCAUCCUCGGCGUCGGCCGCAUGCGCACCGUCCCGGCUUUUUCUGCUGUGCCAGGCGAGGAGGACCGCGUGGUGAAGCGCCAGGUCUGCAAUUUCAGCUGGAGCGCCGAUCACCGUGUCGUUGAUGGCGCGACUAUGGCCCGCGCUGCGGAGGUUGUCAGGGCUCUUGUUGAGGAGCCCGAUGUCAUGGUUAUGCACCUGCGGUAAUGUGGCGAGAGGUGGUGGUGUUUGCCGGUUUUGGG
Chaetomium fimeti is the source of this 1774-nucleotide messenger RNA. RefSeq names its product 2-oxoacid dehydrogenases acyltransferase-domain-containing protein. Gene Ontology annotation, molecular function: acetyltransferase activity; lipoic acid binding. The record is from RefSeq and is a predicted model, not a curated record. Gene Ontology annotation, cellular component: cytoplasm; mitochondrion. NCBI's taxonomy places the organism in Eukaryota, Fungi, Ascomycota, Sordariomycetes, Sordariales, Chaetomiaceae. The transcript is spliced from 2 exons. The coding region runs from base 147 to 1739 and encodes 530 amino acids.